Exserohilum turcica Et28A is the source of this 864-nucleotide messenger RNA. RefSeq lists its product as uncharacterized. The transcript has 2 exons. The record is from RefSeq and is a predicted model, not a curated record. Bases 127 to 690 code for a protein of 187 amino acids. NCBI's taxonomy places the organism in Eukaryota, Fungi, Ascomycota, Dothideomycetes, Pleosporales, Pleosporaceae.
ACAACUCCAGCUUUAACAGCAUACUACAACGCCGUCCGGCAAAACAAUGAGAGCACAGCUGUGGCAUUCUGGACGCUCGUAUUUAAAACAUUUUUUCCAGAAGAGCAAUAUAAUUUCGUUCGAGAGAUGGCAGCUUCAGCAAAUGAUCCACAACGGCGCGUUGAUGGUCAACUGCAGUAUGUUGAGGCUGGAACACCGCGUAUCAUGGUUCUGUUCUUCCACGAAGCCAAACGGGCAAGCCAAUCCACUACUGCGAUGCAAGAAGUCGAGGGACAGGCUUUUGAGGCUUGUGGCACCUACCUAGACUAUAAACGACUCAGCUUCGUAUACGCCGUAACAACGAUUGGUACUGAAGCACGGCUGUGGAAAUACGAAUCAGAUGGUAAUUUUCGAAGUCUCACAGUUAACUCUUCCGGGAAUGCUCAACCUCAAGGGACUCGCAGUGCUUAUAUUGAUGCAAAUUCCGUGGACGCUGCUCAAUUGCGUGCCGGUUUGUUGCACAUGAAGCAACUUCCGCCUAGCUCUGCUUAUACUCCAUCAGCGUUACCGUCACAGAGCUCGAAUCAGGUGCCACAGCCAACAUUUUCGGUACUGCCAUCCACCCCAUCGAACACAUCGACUACACAGUGGAUACAGCACUCAACUGGAAGGUGGUAUCGGUACGUAAAUGGCCAAAUUGAGUGGAACUGAUAGGUAUAUAACUAUUGGGAUUUCGGUGGAUACUGAGUUAUCGUCAUGGUCUUCUUUUUUAGUUCUGUGUUUUCGUUACGAUUUACGUAGUAGGAAACACUUCUUGUGAGAUUUAUCCGUCGAGACAGAGACUGUACAACCAAGUCCAAUGAGCCGCACAAUCUUUGCAAGCAC